GAAAAGUGUCUACCCCGUGUACGGCAAUGCUGUUGCACCGUUUAUCAACCUCAGUCAGCAUUUCACCAUUCUUCAGAGAACAUUUUUGUGGAAAUGAAGACCUUCUGUGGACGAGCGAACCCUACCACGGGUGCUUUGGACUGGGUGGAGGAGGGGGAGGAAUACGACUUUCACCAAGAGAUUGCCAGGUCUUGUUAUGCGGAUAUGUUGCAUGAUCAUGAUAGGAAUGAGAAGUAUUACCAGGGUAUCCGAGCUGCUGUGGCCAGAGUCAAGGCACGGGGUGAGAAAGUAAUUGUUCUGGACAUUGGAACGGGUACAGGCCUGCUCUCCAUGAUGGCUCUUACUGCUGGGGCUGACUUUUGCUAUGCCGUAGAGGUGUUCAAGCCCAUGGCUGAUGCAGCUCAGUGUAUUGUAGAGAAGAAUGGCUUCUCAGAUAAGAUCAAGAUAAUAAACAAACACUCUACUGAAGUCACUGUAGGGCCAGAUGGAGACAUGCAAAUGAGAGCCAACAUCCUUGUCACAGAACUGUUUGAUACUGAACUGAUAGGAGAGGGAGCUCUACCCAGCUAUGAACACGCCCACCAGAAUCUGGUCCAGGAGGGCUGCGAGGCAGUGCCCCACCGGGCCAUAGUGUAUGCCCAGCUGGUGGAAUCGGAGCUGCUAUGGAGCUGGGCCAAACUGCAGCACAUCGAGGUGGAGGGGGCCAGGCUGGUACCUCCACCUGCAGUUGACCUCUGUGCGGGAGCCCACUCCGUCUGUGAUAUACAGCUGAGUCAGGUUCCCCCUCACAACUUCACUCCCAUUGGCCCCGUCUGUACCAUGUUCAGUGUGGACUUCAGUAAGCCGGUGAGCAGCGCCCACCAAACCCACUCUUCUCAUUUCUUGGCUCAGUUCAGCGGGCAGGCCCAGGUGGUCCUUUCCUGGUGGGACAUCGACAUGGACCCCAGCGGAAGUAUCGUCUGCAGCAUGGCUCCGAACUGGACCUACCCAGAACCCAAAAUGGCUCCCUGGCGUGACCAUUGGAUGCAGAGUGUCUACUUCCUGCCUGCUGAGAAAAGGGUGGCAGAGGGAGAGGAGCUAAGUCUGACAGUCUGCCAUGACGACUACAGCCUUUGGUACAGUCUUGGGGCAGACAGCAAACAGGGCACAGAGACCGAGGCCUUACCUUGUCGGCCAUGUUGCACCUGCCAGGCCCACCUAGUGUGGACACGGCCACGCUUUGGGGAGCUCAACGACAGUCAUCGCACAGAGACCUACGUCAGUGCAUUACGUAGUGUUUUGAAGGCAGACAGUGUGUGUCUAGGGGUCAGUGAUGGAAGCCUGCUGCCUGUCUUUGCUCAUAUGCUCGGAGCCAAAAAGGUUUUCAGUUUGGAGAAUUCCAGAAUGUCUAAGCAGGUUAUUGAAGAGGUGUUAGAGGCAAACUCCAUGAAAGGACAUGUUCAACUUCUGGAAAUCAGGCCUGACCAGCUGACUUGCAAUGACUUGGGAGGAGAACAGAUCUCAGUCCUGAUGGGUGAACCCUUCUUCAGCUCCAGCCUAUUGCCCUGGCACUCGCUCUUCUUUUGGUAUUGUCGAACAGCCCUGGUCAACCUGCUGCAGCCCAGCGCAACCAUAAUGCCUCACUCGGCCACCCUUCAUAUGGUGGCGGUGGAAUUUCAAGAUCUGUGGCGGAUACGAGCACCAUGUGGAACAUGUGAAGGCUUUGAUGUCCAACCCAUGGAUGAGAUGGUCCAGCGAUCCCUGGAUUUCCGUGAGGCUCUUGAGCCAGAGCCCCACCCUCUGUGGGAGUACCCCUGCAGGGCUUUGACCCAAGCUAAAGCUGUCAUGAAUUUCGACUUCACACAGUGUGUCCCUCAACAGCCAAUCAGCAGUCGGGGCUUGCUUCCCUUCUUAAGGAGUGGCAAUUGUCAUGGCGUUGCACUAUGGAUGGAGUACCAGCUGACCGAAGACAUCAGUGUCAGCAUGGGUCUGACGGGACCAGUCAAUGGACAGGGUGCCUGUGAGUGGAGUCGUCACAGGAAGCAAGGAGUGUACUUCUUCAGUUCACCAUGGGAGAGCUCAGGGGACGGAAGAGCGUCGGUGUCUUAUAACCUCACCUUCGAACCCAGUUUAGGAGACAUAAAGAUGGAGUUCACCCUCGAGUCACUGUAAUCUGAGAGAAAC
This is a messenger RNA of Lampris incognitus (smalleye Pacific opah), 2163 nucleotides long. It is a transcript of the gene prmt7, whose product is annotated as protein arginine methyltransferase 7. Bases 94 to 2151 code for a protein of 685 amino acids. Gene Ontology annotation, biological process: peptidyl-arginine methylation. Lineage: Eukaryota; Metazoa; Chordata; Actinopteri; Lampriformes; Lampridae. The record is from RefSeq and is a predicted model, not a curated record. Gene Ontology annotation, molecular function: protein-arginine N-methyltransferase activity. The transcript is spliced from 17 exons.